AUGGCCGCUCGUCAACGCGCAAUGGAGCUCAUGGAGCGAAAGGAGGCCAUAGAAACGCAACUAUCAGAGCAGUUUACAAUUCUUUCGGCCAACCAAUCCACGAUGAAUACGCCACUUGUCGACCCAGAAGGCUUCCCCCGUUCAGAUAUUGAUGUCUGGGCAGUCAGACAUGCAAGAGUGCGAAUAAUCGAGUUGAAGAAUGACUUGAAUGGCAUUGUGGACGCGAUUGCCGUCGCUUUGGCGUCCAUGAGCAAGGAUGACGCGGCGUCUAGCUCGAACGCAGAGGCUUCUGCACCAUUGACGAAUGGAAUAUUGCACCCGGAUGAUACCAAUACGCUGAGGGCUUUUGCAAGAGUGGACGGAGUCGCACCAAAUUCUCCUGCUGCAACUGCGGGACUUAGAAGAGAGGAUGAACUCGUACAGUUUGGUCGUCUGACAGCGGAAGAUUUCAGGCAAGCACCACGGUCACUCCAGCCGCUUGCUACACUCGUCGCCGAGUAUGAGAAUCGAGCUCUUGAAGUUGUCAUCCGCAGAGAAGGUUCCGUUCUGACCUUGAACUUUACCCCUCGAGCUGGCUGGGGAGGUCGAGGCUUACUUGGUUGUCACAUCGUACCUGUAUGA
This is a messenger RNA of Serendipita indica DSM 11827, 621 nucleotides long. NCBI's taxonomy places the organism in Eukaryota, Fungi, Basidiomycota, Agaricomycetes, Sebacinales, Serendipitaceae. The record is from the annotation of a GenBank genome assembly.